This is a messenger RNA of Mytilus californianus (California mussel), 1373 nucleotides long. RefSeq names its product 26S proteasome regulatory subunit 6B. The coding region runs from base 5 to 1303 and encodes 432 amino acids. The record is from RefSeq and is a predicted model, not a curated record. Gene Ontology annotation, cellular component: proteasome regulatory particle, base subcomplex. Lineage: Eukaryota; Metazoa; Mollusca; Bivalvia; Mytilida; Mytilidae. The transcript has 9 exons. Gene Ontology annotation, molecular function: proteasome-activating activity; ATP hydrolysis activity; ATP binding. Gene Ontology annotation, biological process: proteasome-mediated ubiquitin-dependent protein catabolic process.
UCCUAUGCCCACUAAACAAAACUUUUCCGAUAAAACCAGAAGAGGAAAAAUGGAAGAAAUCGGUCUUGCAGUUCCUGAAAAAGAAGAUUCUGCUAUUGAAUCUAGACCUGGAACAUCACAAACAUUAACACAGCUUGACCCACUGAGUACAGACAUAGAAGACUUGUAUGUCAAAUAUAAGAAACUCCAAAGACAACUUGAAUUUUUAGAGGUUCAAGAAGAAUACAUAAAAGAUGAACAGAAGAAUUUAAAGAAAGAGUACUUGCAUGCUCAAGAAGAAGUGAAAAGAAUUCAGAGCGUACCCCUUGUUAUCGGACAGUUUCUAGAAGCAGUUGAUCAAAACACUGGCAUUGUUGGUUCUACCACUGGUUCAAACUACUAUGUGAGAAUUCUUUCGACAAUAGAUAGGGAACUGCUUAAACCCUCAGCCAGUGUUGCCUUACAUAAACACAGCAAUGCUCUGGUUGAUGUCCUUCCUCCUGAAGCAGACAGUAGUAUUACAAUGUUGUCAUCAGAUGAGAAACCUGAUGUUUUGUACUCAGAUAUUGGAGGAAUGGAUAUCCAAAAGCAAGAAGUACGAGAGGCUGUUGAGCUACCACUGACACAUUUUGACUUGUAUAAACAGAUUGGUAUUGACCCACCUAGGGGAGUUUUGAUGUAUGGUCCUCCAGGAUGUGGCAAAACCAUGUUAGCAAAGGCAGUCGCCCAUCAUACAACAGCAUCGUUUAUUCGUGUUGUUGGAUCUGAGUUUGUACAGAAGUACUUAGGAGAGGGACCAAGAAUGGUGAGAGAUGUUUUCCGGCUAGCCAAAGAAAAUGCUCCUGCCAUUAUAUUUAUAGAUGAAAUUGAUGCUAUAGCUACCAAAAGAUUUGAUGCUCAAACAGGAGCUGAUAGAGAAGUACAGAGAAUUCUGUUAGAAUUACUUAAUCAGAUGGAUGGCUUUGAUCAGACUGUUAAUGUUAAGGUUAUCAUGGCAACCAAUAGACAUGAUACAUUAGAUCCAGCAUUGUUAAGACCAGGAAGAUUAGACAGAAAAAUAGAGUUCCCAAUGCCAGAUCGCCGACAAAAACGUCUUAUAUUCUCCACUAUUACCUCAAAAAUGAAUUUAAGUGAAGAAGUAGAUCUGGAGGAUUAUGUGGCAAGACCAGAUAAAAUCAGUGGUGCUGAUAUAAAUGCAAUAUGUCAAGAGGCUGGCAUGCAGGCUGUAAGAGAAAACAGAUAUAUUGUAUUAGCUAAAGACUUUGAGAAAGGUUACAAGAAUAACAUCAAGAAAGAUGAAACAGAACAUGAAUUCUACAAAUAAUUUUUGAAAAGAACUAUCAGUAUUAUUGUUCAAUGUCAGUAAUAGAAUUUCAUUAAAAUGUCAUUUGUCA